Messenger RNA from Owenia fusiformis, 1275 nucleotides. The record is from the annotation of a GenBank genome assembly. NCBI's taxonomy places the organism in Eukaryota, Metazoa, Annelida, Polychaeta, Sabellida, Oweniidae.
CGGAAGUGCAAGCAGCCAUCUUAGCAAAUAUUCGGAUCAACGUAUUUCGUUUUUACGCCUUAACGUCAUUAAGUAAAGAUCUUAAUACAGUUUAUCACUUUCGUUUGGAAAUCAGUUUUCUGAUAUACAAUAAAAAUGAGACUCGAUUUAGAGCUUUUCUUUCGAAAUUUUAAAUAAAAACUUGGCCUGCCAAGGGCUAGAAAACUGGAACAAACUGCAAAUUGAAAGUAGAAAGUUCAACGCUACCCAGCAAAUCAAAGGAAACUUACAGACAGACUCACAGGAGUUAUUUCAUUGAUUGUUAGUGAUGUCAUCAGUACCACCUCAAACGUUUGAUGUCAAUAAUGAUCUGAGGAAAACUUGCUGGGUGUGUUUCGCCACUGAGGAAGAUGACAGAGAUGCAGCAUGGGUACGACCGUGUCGGUGCCGCGGCACCACCAAAUGGGUGCACCAGCAAUGUCUUCAGCGCUGGAUAGAUGAGAAACAAAGAGGGAAUAGCACCACAAAAGUAUUAUGUCCACAGUGUAAUACGGAAUACCUGAUAACAUUUCCAAAAUUAGGUUCUGUUGUUUUGAUAAUGGACAUAUUUGACAGAAUUAUCUACAAGAUGUGUCCAUUUGUGGCUGGAGGUAUCUUCAUAGGCUCUGUAUAUUGGACAGCUGUCACCUAUGGUGCAGUUACAGUAAUGCAAGUGUUAGGUCACAAGGAAGGUCUAAAUGUGAUGGAAAAGGCUGACCCUUUGUUUCUCUUGAUUGGUCUGCCGACUAUACCUGUCAUGUUGAUUCUGGGUAAAAUGGUACGUUGGGAAGACUAUUUACUUCGUCUAUGGAGAAAGCAUUCGUCUAAAUUGCCUCUGCUGAGCUAUAUAUUUGGAGAAACCUCACCAUUAGGGCUCCGUAUCCCGGCUGACUAUGCUCCACUAUCUGAUCCGAUAUCUGCUACACGUGUACUCUGCGGUGCCCUAAUUUUGCCAACAAUCGCAACCAUUGUUGGAAAACUUAUGUUUGGCUCAGUCAACUCCAACUUCCAAAGAACAUUACUUGGUGGAAUCGGAUUCAUUACAAUAAAAGGUGCUCUAAAGAUCUACUUCAAACAACAACAGUAUAUCAGACAAGCACAGAGAAAAAUAUUAGACUUUGAUGAGGAGACCCAACCAUCAACCAGUAGUCCACAAGAAGCUUGAGUGAUAACAAGGAUGUGGUCAUAUGUAAACUGUAUAUAGGGUGUCUCAAAAAAACAUACCCAAAAUUGUAUCAACAGCAUAGACAAACCAAU